Messenger RNA from Acytostelium subglobosum LB1, 1074 nucleotides. RefSeq lists its product as hypothetical. Bases 1 to 1074 code for a protein of 357 amino acids. The record is from RefSeq and is a predicted model, not a curated record. The transcript is spliced from 2 exons. NCBI's taxonomy places the organism in Eukaryota, Evosea, Eumycetozoa, Acytosteliales, Acytosteliaceae.
AUGGAGGCAUCACAUCCGUGUCUGAGCUUCGCCGUGCUCAAAGAGGUCUUUGCUGUGCACAGAGAGAGCAUUAAUCACGGCAGUGUUGAGUCACUGAUGUCGAAAGAGGUAAGAUACUCGCAGGAGUUCUACCAGCUGCUGGGCUCGCUGUCAUUGGUGUGUUGGCAAUGGUUCCGCUACAUUACGAAUCGCUUCUUCACGCAUCUCUCGCUCGAUCUCAAUGACGGUUGGGAGCAGCCCCAGUGGCGGUGUGCGCUGCCCGAGACGCCGCUCUCUUUUAUCAUGGUCACCAACAUCUUUCUCAACAACUGGCCACGAUACUAUGGGAUGCCUCCCAUAGUCUACGGCGUAAGCAAGUGCACACUACUCGCGCCACACAACAUACUUCGACUCUCUGUCCAUGUCACCGACCAAGAGAGCGAUGCGGCCAUGACAGUCGAUAUGGUCAGACUUUGCACCAAUCUACAGACUGUCGAUCUCUAUGCACAGCUGCCCCAAUCCGCCAAUGUGGACAAUAUAGCCAAGACACUCCAGUCAAUCAAUCCACUCUUGGCGAUAUCGCUCACUGUAGCACAUGCAGACCUUUGCAACCCUGGUGCCGAUGACACUGGCCUCUGGCAGCCAGCCUUUACAAACUACCAAUCUGUCCAUUACUUGGCUCCUACAUGCUUUGUUGAACUUCCUCUCUGCAUUAGACCUUGGACACCCAACCGAUUCACCUUUGUCAAUGUUGACUUUGGAACGAUCCCCAUUGAGCUGGAGGAGCUCACUCAGACAGUGUCGAUGGCCAAUAUUCGCUCUGCUACCUGUCGACUCGAAUUGGCCAACAACCUCUUUGCAAAGGAGAGCUGGCACGAUGAAUACAAUGCUUUGGUGGACGCGAACCCUGGAAAGACCUGCUUGACCCCAGAUGACGCUUGCUCCCUGGACGCAAAUGUGAUCUUGUCCGAGCUGCGCCACUUUGACGUGCUGUUUAAAAGCCUGUCAACUUCAUCCAUUGAGCUACUGACCUGCAUCAAUCAGGGGUCCCUCAACAUGCUGUUGCUGUUGAUGCUCCUGUUCGGACUUCAAUGA